Anoplopoma fimbria (sablefish) is the source of this 1500-nucleotide messenger RNA. It is a transcript of the gene wdr18, whose product is annotated as WD repeat domain 18. The record is from RefSeq and is a predicted model, not a curated record. Bases 75 to 1361 code for a protein of 428 amino acids. Lineage: Eukaryota; Metazoa; Chordata; Actinopteri; Perciformes; Anoplopomatidae. Gene Ontology annotation, cellular component: nuclear pre-replicative complex. Gene Ontology annotation, molecular function: protein binding. Gene Ontology annotation, biological process: rRNA processing; DNA-templated DNA replication. The transcript has 10 exons.
CCGGUCCCGGAUAUGACGCAGAGCGCCGGCAGCAGACGGUCCCCGCGUGUGCAGCUUGUUGUGGUACAGCCAACAUGGCGGCUCCUCUGGAGGUAAUCGUGACCAGUGACUCCGGCUCCCCGAUGUGGAACUGCACCGUGUUCGACCUGCACAGCGGCUCCAGCCUGCUGUCGUACCGGGGAGGGAGCAGCUCGGCCCGGACCCUGACCCUCCUGAACGGGGAGUACCUGCUGUCCGCACAGCUGGGCAAGAACUUCAUCAACAUGUGGGAGAUCCAGAGGAAGGAUCAGCUGCAGCAGAAGAUGGUGUGUCCAGGUCUCAUCACCUCUCUGACCGCUUCACCUAACGGAGUCUUCCUCACUGCCGGAGUCGCAGAGGCUGUUUAUCUGUGGGAGGUUUCCACAGGUAAGCUGCUGUCUGUCCUCAGUCGUCACUACCAGGAUGUCACCUGUCUGAAGUUCACAGAUGACAGCAGCCAUUUUGUUUCUGGAGGAAAAGACAACCUUGCUCUGGUGUGGAGUCUGUCCAGUGUGAUCCAGCUGGAUUCAAGCCACACCCCUGAACCGCGUCACGUCCUGUCUCGUCACUCUCUACCAAUCACAGACUUGCACUGUGGCCUGAUGGGGGCUCAGGCCAGAGUCGCAACCGCCUCCUUAGACCAAACUGUCAAGGUGUGGGAGUUAUCCUCAGGUGAGCUGCUCCUGUCCGUCUUGUUUGACGUGGAGAUCAUGUCUGUGACCUUUGACCCCUGCGAGUACUUCCUGUUCUGUGGAGGCAGUGACGGAAACAUUUUUCAGGUGUCUCUGUGCAGCCAGAGUCUCAGUCGGGACAAAUCGUUCCAGUCAGACAACGACGGGAACCAGGUCUUCAAAGGACACAGGAACUUGGUGACGUGUCUCUCGGUGUCGAUGGACGGGACUCUCCUCCUCUCUGGGUCACAUGAUGAGACGGUUCGGCUCUGGGACGUCCAAAGUAAACAGAGCAUCCGCUGCCUCGCCCACAAAGGUCAGGUGACGAACGCCGUCAUCACGGCGGCUCCUGCCAACAUGUUUCUGCCCGACAGCAGGCCUGCCGUCCCUCUGCCGCGCUUCAGCCGACACCUGCACGCCUCCGAGGGCGAGGAGUCGGGGGAGGUGUGUGUCCGCCUGGGACUUUACUCACAGGAGGAGGAGCAGACGUACCUGCAGAAAGCUGACAGGCUUAAUUCUUUGAUGAACGCUGUGACUGACAAGUCGGUGUUUGGUGACGGAGAGAACACGAAGGUUCGAGUGGCCGAACUCGAAGAAGAAGUUCAGACUCUGAAGAAAGUCAACAAAGAUCUGUACGACUUCUCCAGCCAGCUGCUCACCAAGCCCACAUAGACACAUGCACACACACUGUACACACUGAUAUACACACAUAAACCCCAUAAACACACAUGAAUAUGUACGCACAGGUAAACAGAUUCAAACAAACAAUGGUGAUGUUUUUUGUAAUAAAAUAAAAGUCUUUGUAGAACUU